UCUCUCUCCCGUAUUUCGUUUAUUAACCGUUUAUUUUACAAGUUUUGAUAGAUAAGAGAUUUGUAAAAAAAAGAAAAGAUUUGUAUGGAUGCAACAGGAAUAUUUAAACUUUCGAGAAAAUUCGUCUAUUAUUUUACAGUUAGCUUUUCCUAACAAACGAUAGAUAUUGUCGGCCGGUUACGUAAUCUACCGUGUAUAGCAGAAACGAUGGGAAUCCUCUCAGUUGCAUUCAAUGCGAAAUGCUGACACGUUCGCAGUUUUCAAUGUAACCAACACGACACGACACGACACGUUUCUUUCGAACGUUCGAUUAUAUCACGAUCGAUUGAAUGAGAGAUAUUACGUGAAUGAUAAAACCGAAUGUUGAGAUCAUAAUAUCGAGAGAAAAAUUUCAUUCGAUCGCAAUGAUAUUAAAAAGAAUAAUAAAAAAAAAAGAAAAUCAAUAUAGAAAAUUUCGACACAUAUACCAUGAUAUUCCAACGUUUACGCAGAUAUUAUCGUUCCCAAGAAAAUUUCUUUUUAUAUUAUCGUUCCAUUGAACGAAAGCAUUUCUAAAGGAAUGUACGCGCGUGGAAGAGGAUCAGCAAAGUCCGCGCUUAUUAUUUUCAUUGAAAAUGGCGACGUCCUUGGAGAGGUCACGUGUUCAGUGUCGCGCCCAUAUCACCCACGACAGAGUCCAUCUCAAUGUCCACCUGCGUGCUCCGCUUACCAAUCCGCUUGUCGUCCUCUACCGCGCAUUCAAAUCACUGGACUUUGCUAUACGAUGAUUCAGUUCGCUGACUAUGUUAACUAUAGCUUUAGAAAGCCAUGAGAUUCCUUAUGAUUAUUAUUAUUAAAAAAAAGAAAAAAAGAAAACAGAAAUCAGAAAGAGGAGAACGAAGAAAAAAGAAAAAAAAAAAGAAAUUAUCAAGCAUAUAAAAAAAUUCAAUACCGACGAGUUUAAACGAUUUUGUUUAAGCGAAUUCGUUAUUUAGUUUUUUUCCUUCGCUUUUUUUUUUUUCCAUUUCUUUUCAAUGGGAUAGAACAAAUGUGCGAUGUUUAACUCAAACACGAGUACGUUAUAGUAAGCGCAUCAAUUACGUCGAGUUGAGUAAUCCGACACUACUACGAAGCUCUCGCCCUCGUAAAGUUAUUUAGUUUGAUACGCAUGACGCAUCCCUGACGUCACAUACGUAUCCUACACGGCAAUAAAGUAAUGAAGUUAACACGAUCAUUCUUACUGAGAUUGAUAAAGAACUGUGCCAUUUGAUAGAAUAAUCGUGUAAUUGCUAUGAUUUAUUUGUGUUCGAUCGUACUAAAAUUUCUCCCUCUCAUCCUGCAUUUCAUUUCUAAUCGCCAUUUUUGUUAUUUUUAUAUCCUUUGCAAAUCGUACGAUUUCCUUCAAACGAAAAAUAUUUUCUGAAGAAAGUUUCGCGUUGUUGCCUAUCGGAUUAGUAGUAGAAAAGUGAAAAAUAAAAAAUUUGAGAUACAAAAAAAAAAGGAAAACAUCAAAUAAAUUCAAAAAUUAAAAAGAUUUGAACGUACUUACGUACUUGUCCCUGGCGCGACAGGGAGAGCACGUGCGUAAUUUCAACCGCAAGGACGCAAGUGGACAUUGGCGUAGAAAUAAUAUAUUUAUUGAACGUGAUGAUCCUUUGAAAAUGAUAGGCUUUCUUAUUAUUUUUAUUCGACGAUAAAAAAUAUGUCGAAUAAAGAAAUUAAGAUAUAAGACCGUGGAGUAUUAUUUAAAGUGCAGCAACGUUGACACGAAUACAAUUUCAAUAUAGUAUUUUAAUGCGAUAUAGUAUUUGAAUUUUACGAUCUUUAAUAAUGUAUUAAUAAUACGAAAACGUUCCCAUAGAUAAAUGAAUAUAAAAUAAAUUAGAUUAAUAAAAAAAAAAAAAACAAACAAAACAAUAAUUAUAUACAUAUAAAAAAAAGAAAUGAUACUACUACUACUACUAUUACUACUAAUAACGAAUAAAUAAAAUUGAACGAGAGAUGAUUUAAUAAGUUAAUAAAAAAAUGCAAAAUGAUAAUGAUUAAGUAAAUGAUUAAGAUAAUGAAAUGAAUUAUCGUAUAUUUGUACGAUAAAUAAAAUAAUAGAAAGAAUAAAAUCAAAAUCAAAUCAAUGUCGUCCAUAUUUAAAUAUCCCAAAUACGAUUAUUUAUUGUAUACGUCAUCGCGAUACUAAAGAAAAUAUUUCUAUGGAUAUACACUUGGAUCGUUUGUUCCAAGUGAUCGCGCCAAUGAGAUCCAAGGAUCGAGUAGUCGAUCGUGGCAUACGCAUGUCUUUAACCAUCUCGAUAUCGUAUCGCAGUCCAUAUCGAGGUGGCCAAGACCACAGGCCCGCGUGCCACUUGCGGCCUUCGACUUCCAUAUAGAGUCUUCCGAUGAAUUAUUACGCCUCGCAUCAACGUUACCGAUGGACGUUUGUUUGCUUGGAUGUUCUCUGUUAAAAAGGUGGAAUAUAAGGAAAGGAUUAGGCCAGAGAAUAGAGACAUGAUUUUGUGAUGGAGGUGAUUUCGACACGGCGAUAUGAGGUCCGACCACCACCUACGACUAACCAUCAUGGAAUCGUUGUCGACCCUGAGAAUUCCGUGGCAUUGGUCAAAGAAGAGGAAUGGGAGACACGUAAGAAGAAAGAAAUCACAACGACGAGACAAAUAGAAACCAGAGUGAAGAGACAGGUUGUCUUAGAGGAUGGUGAAGUCGUCGUUGAUACUGGUCCAUUUGUUACUACGAACACUACCGAAGACGUUGAACAACAAGAACAUACUACCGAGGAAAGAAGAACGACUGGGGAUCAACCGCAAGAAGUUGAAUGGCCCGUAGCUGGUAAAGGAACAACCGACGGAAUAGUUCAAAAGGAACUUAACGAAACUGUGGUGAGGAGUCGUGAGGAGAUAGAGGAAAGACUCGAGACUGAGGAUCGUCAACAACUUGGAGAUAUCUCCGACGAGGCUUAUCAAAAAGCGGUACAGAGCAAUAGAGGAGAUCUGAGAAUCGCUUUGGCGGAAUCGACGAAACAAAUUGCACCACAGACAGGACCAAGGAUCGUACAGCAUACGACCAGGUCGAACAAGGUCAUCGACACUGAGAAGACCCUGGAAAAACAGGAACUUAAAUCCGAUGGUCUAAUCGUCACGGAGAAAAAGAAAACUGUUGAGCACGAGGAGAUCAACGACGACGAAGUACCGGACGACGGUAGCGUCGAAGACGUGUCAGAAACGAGAAAGGAAGCUUCUCAAAGAUUUAUAAAAAAACGAGAAGAAGACGUGGUCGAUUACGUAUCAGGUGGCGAGAGAAUCGCUCGUGAAAUGCGUUACGUCGCAGAGACGACCGAAGGUGAACGAAUUGGCGAUUGGUCGCCACCACCAACAAAUAUGAGGACCACUCGGCUUCAUAAACAUACUGGUUUUCCUACGGAAGGUACAACAGCUGCUAGAAAAGAUGCUCUGACGAAGAAGCCAUUGGAUUUAGAAGAAGAAGACGAAGCAAGAAAAUUCGAGACGUCCAAAUGGUUAGAAAGUCACUUUGGUAGCGAGUCUCGUUCAUCACAUGGUUCUAUAGAUGCCGAUGAUGGACCUUUCAUACCUAACACCAAUACUAGUUACAUACACGUCACGAUGAAGUCCUGUAGUCCGAGAGAGAGAGAAUAUCAAAACGUUAAUUCUAAUCGUCAUCAUCAUAAUUCAGCUACUGGCCGCGAUUCUACCUCACCUUCUGGUUACUUUCACGGUAUCAGUGAAUGGUCCGAAAGAUACCAAGGCAAAGAAAAGGAAGACAAUUAUACGAGAACGGGUUCGCCAUCGCAACAUUUGGAAACAGGACGAACGAAUGGACAUUCUCGCGAGCAUACGAAAAAUCAAUUCGAGUCGACGUAUUCGCGUACUUACGAAUCCGUUCGACGACGUGAACAUCAGGAAAGUGUUCAAGAUGACAAGCAACGUACACCGUCACCACCUGCACGACGUAAACCCAAGGAACAGUUACAUUCGAGGGUCAUAGAGAAAACAAUUACGAACGAAUCACCGUCGAUUAGAACAUCAAGUCCGGUUCACGUUGUGCAAAGAACAUGGGAGAGUAGAAGUCGAGAUGUUCAAGAGCAAACGGUUGAUCGAGAUGCUCGUAAAAAGUCGACGAGUGUUAGGUCACGUUCGACUUCACCGAAACAAGUGAGAAUUAUGCGCGAAGAAAAGAAAACGAAUGUCUCUAAUUCGUCACGACCCUCCAAAAGUACCAGUCAAUCGAAAUACAAGAUCGGUGAAUCCUUCCGUAAGCUCGUAGGCAAGUUACGUUCAGCAAGUACAGAAAGGAAGAACAAACAAAAAAGUGGUAAUUCGAUGUCACAAGUAACGCAAACGGAGGAUGAUGGAUCUACUUAUAUGCAGUACAACGUUAUAGACAAAAAUAUUCCAUUGUUCAACGAUCGAGAGAUUGAAAAUCGUGUACCAGAGAGACCACCUAGAUCGCCAAGAAAUAGCAACGUCGUGACUACUAAAGUAAUACCAUCUAAAACAACGAAAACUACGAGUGAUCGUUCGAUUCGUGAUGAUCAUGGUCAGAGAAACGAAACUAUUCCACCGGUUCAUAGGUAUUAUCUCGGUGAAGAUCCAUUCGGUGGUAGCAUCUAUGGCCGUGAGAGAGGAUACAAAGACGCCAAACGUCCAACGAGAAAUCGUUUCGUUUCUAAAACUGGUGGAGCCAUCGAAACGGAAUACAGUGUCGCGACCAACUCACUCGGCAGGUUUAGCAAAUCAACCAGUCGAUUGACUAACGCGUACGAGACGGAUGAUCAAUUCAGGAACGUACAAACAUUGCCAAGGAAUAUGAGGUCCGAGGAUAAACCAACUUAUCAACCAUCGUCUUUUUCAACGAGACAACAAGUUCAUUCCGUCCUUCCAAAUUCCCACGGAAUGACAACUUCGAGACAAUAUGGCAGUAUGAUCAACAUAUCUAUUAAAAAUGCUAUUACGUCAACGCCAAAGUCCCAUCAACCGUACACAAAUCUUCAGGCACCUGUUAAACCUGAAAGAACGUACAAGUCAACGUUAGCUCGUAGCAAAAGUUUCAACGUCGAGGCCGAUAAAAAUGGCGUUGAUAAAACGAUCAAUGUACCUUACAAAUCCAGUUUGCAAUUGAAUCGUUUGGACGAGACACCACCGUUAAAGAGUCCUGGUAUUCUUGCCAGCAUCAGUCGUAGCAAUAGAGAUCUAUUUAAGGAUAGCAGAAGAGAGUAAGGAAAUAUAUGUAUGUACACAUAUGUAUAUGCUUUUGAUCUGAUUUAAAACAAUCUUUCCAUUGAUUUAUUUUCUUGAGAUCAUAUCUAAUAUUAAAAGAAAGAUGCGCUUGUUUACCCAAACUAUAUCGACACGAUCCGCAUAUUUAUUUCCACUUCAUUUAAGAUCCUUUCGAUAGUAAUUUUAAAGUUGACAAAGUAAAACAAAAAUAGCAAAAGAAUAUAAAACGAAAAGCUCACAAAGGUUUAAAAUAUUGUUAACGUUGUAAUGUUUGUUUCUUUUUUUUUUUUCUUUUUUUUUCCUUUCUCUUUUUUUUUCUCGUUUCGACAAGUACAUACAAUUACACAGUUUCUAAAAUGAAAUAAUGUAUUUUAUUAUAUAAUGUAAUAUUAUACUCGAAGAUAUCAAGUACAAAUUAUCUUCAUUAACAUAUACUACGUUCAAACUUGUUUUACCAAUGGAUAUUACGGUAUGUAUAAGAAAUUAAAAAAAAAAAGAAGAAAAGAAAAAAAAAAGAAAAAAGAUAAAUAGAUAUAGAAAAAGAAAAGGAAUUUUAAAUAUAUUCAACGAAUUGUAAAAAUAAUAAAAAAUAUAUAUGUGAAACAGAAAA
Messenger RNA from Vespula vulgaris, 5832 nucleotides. RefSeq lists its product as uncharacterized. Lineage: Eukaryota; Metazoa; Arthropoda; Insecta; Hymenoptera; Vespidae. The record is from RefSeq and is a predicted model, not a curated record. The transcript has 12 exons. The coding region runs from base 2493 to 5222 and encodes 909 amino acids.